AUGAUUUCAUGGAUGAUACUUCCAAUUGUGGGCCAGCAGUGGGAGAACAUUGCUCAGUAUAGUUGGGGGACGGCAACUUUAGCUUGGAUGUACCGGCAGCUUUGUGACGCAUGUCGGCGGAUUGCUAAUGAUUCAAACCUAGGAGGUUGUGCAUACCUCCUGCAAAUCUGGAUUUGGGAGCGCUUUCCAGUAGGCCGGCCGUACCGAGGCGAACUUGAGCCGUGGCCACACCAUGAUGAGGAGUCCAGGCCCACCGUUGCUUACUGUUGGAAGAACGUGGGAGCUGUAAGAGGGGAUCCUGCACGCCGCUACAUGCGUUACAUGGACGACCUAGACUGCCUCACUCAAAAUCAGAUCUUCUGGACACCGUACGGUAGAGCCGAGCUGGACGAGUUGGAACUGAGUGAUAUUUGCACACGCGAUGCCGAACUGUGGAGGACUUGCGUGCCUUUGAUUUUUUCUUUGUAG
Panicum virgatum (switchgrass) is the source of this 468-nucleotide messenger RNA. RefSeq names its product serine/threonine-protein phosphatase 7 long form homolog. Bases 1 to 468 code for a protein of 155 amino acids. The transcript is spliced from 3 exons. Gene Ontology annotation, biological process: meristem maintenance; meristem development. The record is from RefSeq and is a predicted model, not a curated record. Lineage: Eukaryota; Viridiplantae; Streptophyta; Magnoliopsida; Poales; Poaceae.